AUGGCGGCAGCUCCUGGAGUCUUCGCAUUCCCGCAAGACACCUACACGACAUCUCUUAACACACUCGCGAACAUAUUGGCCCCUGCAGCGAAGAGCGCAGGAUGUGGCGCAGAUCUGCCCAAGGAUCUUACACCAGGUGGCAGCUCAGUCAACAUCACCAUCCAGUCGCCGCUUUCUCCACCAAACACCACUGUGCACCAAAGAGAGUACCUGAUCCACAUCCCGGAAUCGUAUCCCGAAUCGAACGACAAUCCACGCCCUCUAGUUCCUACUUUCAACGGCCAAUAUCAUUGGACAGAGUCCAUCGAGCGCUACACUGGCUUCUCGACAUCCGCCUUCAACCCUCAUAGCAUUGCUGUCUACCCUGCAGGAGUCGGCAAUCAAUGGCUCGGCGAUGUGCUGGCACCAAACUCAAGCUAUAUCAACGAUAUCCAGUUCGUAAGUGAUGUGCUAGACGACCUGGAAUCCAAACUAUGCAUCGACAAGAACAGAAUAUACGCGGCAGGCCUAUCGAAUGGAGGAGGUAUGACUGGACUUCUCGCAUGCAACGGUACUGUAGGAGGACGCUUCGCCGCGCUAGCAGGUGUAGCUGCAGCAUACUAUCCCGACAAGUCUCUACCAGAGCACCUUUUUGGCGAAAAGUGUGGUCUGGAUCGUGACGAGGGUUCGCAGAUCCCUUACCUCGAAAUCCACGGCACAGAGGACCAAGUCGUACGCUACAACGGCAGCAACACGCCAGACCCCGAUACGUACAAUAUACCAACAUUUCUGUCGAAGAUCGCGAAACUCAAUGGCUGUGCCGCGGAUGCAGAGCAGAAGUCGGGAUUGAACCGUUUGGAGACCAACUCUACUCAGACCCUGAACGGCGGCAAUGUAACGAAACACAGCUAG
This is a messenger RNA of Fulvia fulva, 891 nucleotides long. RefSeq names its product Feruloyl esterase B. NCBI's taxonomy places the organism in Eukaryota, Fungi, Ascomycota, Dothideomycetes, Mycosphaerellales, Mycosphaerellaceae. The coding region runs from base 1 to 891 and encodes 296 amino acids. The transcript has a single exon. Gene Ontology annotation, molecular function: feruloyl esterase activity. The record is from RefSeq and is a predicted model, not a curated record.